Molecule: messenger RNA, 3153 nt
Organism: Pichia kudriavzevii
Lineage: Eukaryota; Fungi; Ascomycota; Pichiomycetes; Pichiales; Pichiaceae
Exons: 1
Coding region: 1-3153 (1050 amino acids)
Cellular component (GO): membrane
Molecular function (GO): ABC-type transporter activity; ATP hydrolysis activity; ATP binding
Source: RefSeq, a predicted model, not a curated record
AUGCAUGUCCAGAUAUGGCUGCCGUUACUUCCCACGUGGAGUAUCGCAUAUCCCUACUCAUUUACUCUUGCUAGAUCUAUACACAAACCAACUAUGCGUGUGCUCAAUUGGCUACUAGUACUGAACGCACAUGUUGCCUGCGGGCUUGAAUUCAACGGACGCCCGGCUAGUGAUGGUUCAAUUGGCAUAAAAGAGUAUGUGUCGUUUGUGUUACAACAAGGCAACGUAGCCCCAACAGACAAGGAUGAUUUUGAUAAAGAGAUUGUGCAAGUCAAUAAAAGUGACAAGGAGAAAUGUCCGCCCGCUUUCAACUGCAAUUUACCCAAUUUCCCCUGCACGCAAUUUUCGACUUGUAAUCCGUUUACAGGGCACUGUGAAUGUAAGGCUGGGUUUGGUGGAGAUGAUUGUUCGAUUCCUUUGUGUGGUGGUUUAUCGGAUGGUCUCAAUAGACCGAAAAGACCAGAAAAUCAAACAUGUGAGUGCAAUGACGGAUGGUCGGGCAUCAACUGUAAUAUCUGUGAAAGUGACGAGGUUUGCGACCCUUUUGUUCCUGUUGGUUUGAAAGGUACAUGUUACAAGUCCGGCAUCAUCGUCAAUAGGGUAAAUCAGAUGUGUGAUGUCACAAAUCAGAAAAUCUUGAAAAUAUUGGAUGGGAAGAUUCCGCAAGUUACUUUUGGAUGUAACAAAACUGCACAGGCGUGUGAUUUCCAAUUCUGGAUAGAUCAAAAGGAAAGCUUUUAUUGCGACUUGAGUGGAUGCGACUUCCAAUAUGAUCUCCAAUCUAACACUACUCACUACAAGUGUGAGGAUGUACAAUGUAGCUGUAUGCCUGGUAGAAUGUUAUGUGGAGAAAAUGGGUCAAUUGAUAUUUCGGACUUUUUAACAUACGAAAUCCAAGGCCCUGCAGACUUUUCUUGUGAUAUUGAUUCUAAAGACUGCAAGUUCAGUGAACCUCAUAUGAAUGAUCUGAUAAAUUCUGUCUUUGGUGACCCACAGAUUAAUUUGCACUGUGAAUCUAGUGAAUGUGUCCACAAAUCCGAAAUUCCGGGAUAUGAACUCCCUGGGAAAAAGAGAUUCACUUUAGUAGAUUUUACUAAGCUUUUUAGUGUGUUUGUUGGUUGUUCAGUGGUAUUGAUUUUAUCCUUGAACAAAGUUAAGUCGUCUCCGCUGUUUUUAAAUUCACUCACUUUAGGAGACGACGAUAGCGACGAUAGUAGGCUAACGAAUGCAAAUAUGGUGUUGGAAAACUACAAGCAAGCAAUUCUAUCUUUUGAUAAUGUUUCCUAUUCAAUUAAAAACAAGCCUAUCCUUAACAAUGCCUUUGGGUUUGUUAAGCCUGGCGAAUGUCUGGCGAUUAUGGGAAGUUCUGGUGCUGGUAAGUCUACAUUAUUGGAUAUUUUAGCUUGUAAAACAAAGGGGGGUAAUAUCAGCGGUGAUAUUUAUGUAAAUGGGAAGAGAAUCCAGUCUCCUUCCGAAAUAGAGAUAUACAAAGACUCAAUUGGAUUUGUCAAUCAAGAUGAUAUUAUGAUUCCAACCUUAACAGUUUAUGAAACCGUUCUCAAUAGUGCGUUAUUAAGACUACCGAACUCUAUGUCACUAGAGGUGAAACAAUCAAAAGUCUUGCAAAUUCUAAAUGAAUUGAAAAUCAUGCAUAUAAAAGAUAUGCUAAUUGGGUCCGAUUUUGAGAGAGGAAUAUCUGGUGGUGAAAAAAGAAGGGUUGCUAUUGCUUGUGAGUUAGUUACUUCCCCCUCUAUUUUGUUUCUUGAUGAACCGACAUCUGGGCUCGAUGGUUAUAACGCUUUCAAUGUUGUGGAGUCGCUGGUGAGACUCGCCAAGGUCUAUAAUAGAACAAUCAUUUUCACGAUCCAUCAACCGAGAAGUAAUAUUGUCUCACUGUUUGAUAAGCUGUUGCUUUUAUCUGAUGGUGAUGUGAUCUAUACUGGAGAAAUGAGUGAGUGUGCUAAAUACUUUACAAGUAUUGGUUUUAGAUGUCCACUUGGAUACAACAUUGCAGAUUACUUGAUUGAUAUUACCAAUGAAAAAAUUGAAACUUCAAUUGACCCAGAAAUUGAUCAUGUCCAUGAAAUUAGCCCAGAUCUGGAAACAAGUGAAAUUUCAGAGUGGCAGCAUUAUGCUUCACAUAGAGAUGAGCUUGCUAAGACGUUGGUUUCUAAUAAGAUUGUUACCAGGAACGAUAAAAAUUUAGCACAAUUUUUUCAAGACUCCUACAUUUUUCAAGGAGUAAAAGAUUCAAUUGGUGAACAUGUGAGCAAUUUUGAUUUGUCUUACUUUGAAAUAGAAACAAAGGUAAUUAAAGCAAACUGGUUGAACCAAAUUACGGUUCUUUCCUCAAGAGCCUUCAAAAACUCGUAUAGAAAUCCAAAACUUUUAUGGGGUCAUUAUUUACUCGCUUUAGUCAUGGGAUUGUUUUGUUCCUAUCUCUAUUAUGACGUAGAAAAUAAUAUUAGUGGGUUCCAAAACAGAUUAGGCCUUUUCUUCUUUAUAUUGACUUUAUUUGGCUUUAGCACGUUGACAGGAUUGGAUUCAUUUGCCAAAGAAAGGGCAGUUUUCAUAAGGGAAAGAUCAAACAACUAUUAUCACCCUUUGACCUACUAUUUUUCCAAGCUGCUUUGUGAUGUUUUACCAUUAAGAGUUUUUCCGCCAAUCAUUCUACUUGCAAUUACUUACCCGAUAGUUGGCUUGAAUAUGCAGGGUUAUAAAUUCUGGGUUGCAAUUGCUAUCUUGAUUCUCUUCAAUUUAGCCGCUGCCAUGGAAGUCUUGGUUAUCGGGAUUAUGGUUAAAGAUUCGGGUUCUGCUACAAUGCUUUCCGUAUUGGUGCUUUUGUUUUCCCUUUUAUUUGCCGGUCUCUUUAUCAAUAAGGAGACUAUUCCUUUAGGGUUGUCAUGGAUUGAGAAGCUCUCUGUAUUUCACUAUGCAUAUGAAGCAUUGGCUGUUAACGAAGUUAAUGGCUUAAUCCUAAGAGAAAAGAAGUUUGGUUUGAAUAUAGAAGUUCCUGGUGCUGUUAUUUUAUCCACGUUUGGGUUUGACGCAGGGGCCAUAGGUUGGGACAUAGGCUGCUUAGGUAUCAUGAUUGGGUCAAGUGCUCUUCUGGGAGGGCUGCUUUUGAGUGUGUAUGUAUAUGAAAUACGUUAA